Molecule: messenger RNA, 7320 nt
Organism: Phacochoerus africanus (Common warthog)
Lineage: Eukaryota; Metazoa; Chordata; Mammalia; Artiodactyla; Suidae
Gene: PDE3A
Product: phosphodiesterase 3A
Exons: 16
Coding region: 140-3583 (1147 amino acids)
Biological process (GO): oocyte maturation; positive regulation of oocyte development
Cellular component (GO): cytosol
Molecular function (GO): 3',5'-cyclic-AMP phosphodiesterase activity
Source: RefSeq, a predicted model, not a curated record
GGAGGGAUUCCGAGGGUGGGAUUGGGAGGAGGGCGAGCGGGCGUGUGUGCGUGUCUGUGUGUGUGUGUGUGUGUGUGUGUGUGUGUGGCGGGGUGGGAGUGCCUGGGGGACCUCGGGGACUCCGCGAAGAGAGCGCACCAUGGCAGCGCCGGGCAAGGCCGCGCGCGUCGGGGCUAAGCCCGGCCACGGGGAGGCGAGGCCGGCCCCCGCAGAUGGCCGGGACAAGCACCCUCGCGUCGCCACCGCACCGCCGCGGGACUCGGGUUGCCGCGGCUGCUGGGGAGACCUGGUGCUGCGGCCGCUCCGGCGCUGCCGGAAACUUUCCUCCGCGUUGUACGCGGGCUCCCUGUCCUUUCUGCUGGCGCUGUUGGUGAGGCUAGUCCGCGGGGAGAUCGGCUGUGACCUGGAGCGGAGUAAGGAGGCGGCGGCGGCGGCGGCGGCGGAGGAGGAGGAAGCUGCCCCGGGCGCAGAAGGGGGCGUCUUCCCGGGGCCGCGGGGUGGUGCUCCCGGGGGCGGCGCGCCGCUCGGCCCCUGGCUGCAGCCCUCGGCGCUGCUCUUCAGUCUCCUCUGUGCCUUCUUCUGGAUGGGCUUGUACCUCCUGCGCGCCGGGGUGCGCCUGCCUCUGGCCGUCGCGCUGCUGGCCGCCUGCUGCGGGGGGGAAGCGCUCGUCCAGAUUGGGCUGGGCGUCGGGGAGGAUCACUUACUCUCGCUCCCCGCCGCGGGGGUGGUGCUCAGCUGCUUGGCCGCCGCGACAUGGCUGGUGCUGAGGCUGAGGCUGGGCGUCCUCAUGAUCGCCUUGACUAGCGCUGUCAGGACGGUGUCCCUCAUUUCCUUAGAGAGAUUCAAGGUCGCCUGGAGACCUUACCUGGCGUACUUGGCCGGCGUGCUGGGGAUCCUCCUGGCCAGGUACGUGGAGCAAAUCUUGCCGCAGUCAGCGGGGGCGGCUCCGAGGGAGCAUUUUGGGUCCCAGCUGCUUGCUGGGACCAAGGAAGAUAUCCCGGUGUUUAAGAGGAGGAGGCGGUCCAGCUCCGUGGUGUCCGCCGAGAUGUCCGGCUGUAGCAGCAAGUCCCAUCGGAGGACCUCUCUGCCCUGCAUACCGAGAGAACAGCUCAUGGGGCAUUCAGAAUGGGACCACAAACGAGGGCCAAGAGGAUCACAGUCUUCAGGAACCAGUAUCACUGUGGACAUUGCCGUGAUGGGUGAGGCUCACGGCCUCAUCACUGACCUUCUCGCAGACCCUUCUCUGCCUCCCAACGUGUGUACAUCCCUGAGGGCAGUGAGCAACCUCCUCAGCACACAGCUCACCUUCCAGGCCAUUCACAAGCCCAGAGUGAACCCCGCCGUUUCUUUCAGUGAAAACUAUACCUGCUCAGAUUCUGAAGAAAGCGCUGAAAAAGACAAGCUGGCUAUUCCCAAGCGCCUGAGAAGGAGUUUGCCCCCUGGUUUGUUGAGACGAGUUUCAUCGACUUGGACAACCACCACCUCAGCCACGGGUCUGCCCACUUUGGAACCUGCCCCAGUACGGAGGGACCGGAGUGCCAGCAUCAAACUGCAUGAGGCACCUUCAUCCAGUGCUAUUAAUCCAGAUUCGUGGAAAAACCCAGUGAUGAUGACUCUCACCAAAAGCAGAUCCUUUACUUCGUCCUAUGCUGUUUCUGCAUCUAACCACGUAAAGGCUAAAAAGCAAAGCCGACCGGGUUCUCUAGUGAAAAUUUCACCUCUUUCAUCACCCUGUUCUUCGCCUCUCCAAGGGACUCCUGCCAGCAGCCCAGUCAGCAAAAUUUCUACAGUGCAGUUUCCAGAACCUGCUGAUGCAACGGCCAAACAAGGCCUGAGUUCUCACAAGGCCUUAACUUACACUCAGAGUGCCCCUGACCUUUCUCCUCAGAUCCUGACUCCACCUGUUAUAUGUAGCAGCUGUGGCAGACCAUAUUCUCAAGGGAAUCCUGCUGAUGGACCCCUGGAGAGAAGCGGGCCAGCCAUUCAGACACAAAGCAGAACAGAUGACACCGCUCAAGUUACCUCUGAUUAUGAAACCAAUAACAACAGUGAUAGCAGUGAUAUUGUACAGAAUGAAGAUGAGACUGAGUGCUCCAGAGAGCCUCUGAGGAAGGCAUCAGCUUGCAGUGCCUACACGCCUGACACCAUGAUGUUCCUGGACAAACCAAUUCUUGCUCCUGAACCUCUUGUCAUGGAUAAUUUGGACUCAAUUAUGGAGCAUCUAAAUACUUGGAAUUUUCCAAUUUUUGAUUUGGUGGAAAAAAUAGGAAGAAAAUGCGGCCGUAUUCUUAGCCAGGUAUCAUACAGACUUUUUGAAGACAUGGGUCUCUUUGAAGCUUUUAAAAUUCCAAUUAGAGAAUUUAUGAAUUAUUUUCAUGCUUUGGAGAUUGGCUACAGGGAAAUUCCUUAUCAUAACAGAAUCCAUGCCACUGACGUCUUACAUGCUGUUUGGUAUCUUACAACACAACCUAUCCCAGGCCUCUCAACUGUGAUUAAUGAUCACGGAUCGACAAGUGAUUCAGAUUCUGACAGUGGAUUUACACAUGGACAUAUGGGAUAUGUAUUCUCAAAAAUGUAUAACGUGCCAGAUGAUAAAUAUGGAUGUUUGUCUGGAAAUAUCCCUGCCUUAGAGUUGAUGGCAUUAUAUGUGGCUGCUGCCAUGCAUGAUUAUGAUCACCCGGGAAGGACUAAUGCUUUUCUGGUUGCAACUAGUGCCCCUCAGGCGGUGCUCUACAAUGAUCGUUCAGUUUUGGAAAAUCACCAUGCAGCUGCUGCUUGGAAUCUUUUCAUGUCCCGGACAGAAUAUAACUUCUUAGUUAACCUUGACCAUGUGGAAUUUAAGCACUUCCGUUUCCUCGUCAUCGAAGCAAUUUUGGCCACCGACCUGAAGAAACACUUUGACUUUGUAGCCAAAUUUAAUGCCAAGGUGAAUGAUGAGGUUGGAAUAGAUUGGACCAAUGAAAAUGAUCGUCUGCUGGUUUGUCAAAUGUGCAUAAAGUUGGCAGAUAUCAAUGGGCCAGCUAAAUGUAAAGAGCUCCAUCUUCAGUGGACAGAGGGUAUUGUCAAUGAGUUUUAUGAACAGGGUGAUGAAGAGGCCAGCCUUGGAUUACCAAUAAGCCCCUUCAUGGACCGCUCUGCUCCUCAGUUGGCCAAUCUUCAGGAAUCUUUCAUCUCACACAUCGUGGGUCCUCUGUGCAACUCCUAUGAUUCAGCAGGACUUAUGCCAGGGAAAUGGGUGGAAGACAGUGAUGAAUCAGGAGAUACUGAUGACCCGGAAGAAGAGGAGGAAGAGGAGGAGGCACCAAAAGAAGAGGAAACCUGUGAAAAUAAUGACACUCCAAGAAAGAAAACUUUCAAAAGGAGGAAAAUCUACUGCCAAAUAACUCAGCACCUCCUGCAGAACCACAAGAUGUGGAAGAAAGUCAUUGAGGAGGAACAGCGGUUGGCAGGCAUAGAGUCUCAAUCCCUGGACCAGGCCCCCCAGCAGCAUUCCUCAGAACAGAUCCAGGCUAUCAAGGAAGAAGAUGAGGACAAGGGGAAGCCGAGAGGAGAGGAGACCCCAACACCAAAGCCAAACCAGUGACAAUGGAUAGAAUGAGCUGUGUUUCCAAACAGAGUGACUUGUCACAGACUCUUUUCAAGCCAGCACAACACUUAGACACAACACUGUAGAAAUACAAGAAGAUGGGCAAACAGCUAUUGCAUUUUGGGAUUCUUUGCAUUUUCUGUGUUUAUUUUUACAGUGAGGUACAAGGGUUAAGAAACUCUUGCUCAGAGAAGCUUUCACAUUGUAACACCAGCUUCCAAGGAUUUUUUUUUUUAAAGGAAGAAAUAGAUAUGUGUGUGUGUGUAUAUAAGCUCUCACAUAGAUCCAUGUAAAACAUAUUCACAGACACACUGAAAGCUGGGAUUACUGGCUCCACAAUUUAGUAACAUUUAUAUUAAGAUAUAUAGUGGUCACUGUGAUAUACUAAAUCAUAAAGGAAAAAAAUAGAGGAAAACAAAUCACCAAGGAGAUGGUGCGGCUUAGCAGGGAAACAGUGCAGCAAAUGUAGGUUACAACUAAGGAGCUUUUGCUCUUAGUAUUGAGAUGAAAGUUCCAGAGCAUUGUUUGAAUUCUUACACAUCCUGCCAAUAUUUGUGUGUGUGUGUGUGUGUGUGAGCGGAAGAGAGAUGGAAAGAGUGAUCGUGUGUAUGAUAUUUGUGUGUAUGUGAAGAGAGAUUUUUGUGAUUUUAGCCAUUUAUAGCAUUGCUGCAGCUGACGACUCAGCACACGUGAACAAACAGGAUGGAGUUCACUCUGGAGUGUCUUUGAGAGGCAGCCCUUCCAAAUAUCUUCCUCCGGUAAAGUCCCUGUGCAGAGAGAGGGGAUUGGCGGGCUGGGGGAGAGGGUCAUGCGCCUGGUACUACUGCUAUGCACCACUUGGAGGCGCUGUGGCACCAGCCUUAAACCGGGAAGACUGAGGCAUUUUCCAGGGAAUGUAUAGGAGCUGUUUGCGAGUAUGUCCCUCGCUUACCUAGGAACAAAUCACCAUCCAAGGGAAUGGCAUUCUUUAUACAGAAACACUUAGAAAGGAGCAGGAGUCAGGUCUUUUCAUCAGGUGAGAGUUCUAAAAGAUUCCCAGAGAAAACCUGGGAAUUGGCUCGUAACUGGGAUCUCCCAUGUCUUAAUUUGCUGCAAAGAAAAAAGAAAGGCAAAUAGAAACCCACUCUGGGAUAGCUAGACAUGAAAGGGAAAAUACCAGGCUGUGUGGUUUUCGAUAUGGUGAAAGCCUGAUUCUUGGCAACUGCUGAAGAUUGGCUUCUGGGUGGCAGAGGUCACACUGACAACCCUGUUGCAUAUUCCACCUGAAGUGUGAUGGCGUGGCUUCUAUCUGCAGUCUGGCCCACUGUCAUGUUUCUUUUGGCAGGGAAGAUUCUAGAAGGAUUUGGGAGAACUGGGCCUAGAAAGGCUUUUUUUGUUUUUUUUGUUUUUGUUUUUGUUUUUUUUUUUUUUUGGUUUGUUUAUUUACACUUGUUUAUGCUGUGAGCCAAACCUCUAUUUAAAAAGUUGAUACUCACUUUCAAUAUUUUAUUCCAUAUUAUUAUAUUUGUCAUGAAUAGUUAUCUUGAUGUAAAUAUAAAAAUUUGUUUUUGUUUCUGUAGAUAGUAAACUUUUUUUUUUAAAGGGAAAAGGGAAACAUUUUUAUAAAGUUCUAUUUUAAUCACCAUUUUUAUACAUUGUAGCUAUCUCCAAUCCCAGUAAGAGAGUGACGGUUCAUUUGCAUGAACGUCUAUGAACACACACUCAUCUGCCUAUUCUAAUUUAAAUAAUAAUCUGAUAGUUAUUUUAUGCCAACUCAAUGAGAAUGCUGCAAAGAAAGUUUUUUCACUAAUAACUUUUGCUAACUUUGAGGUAACUUUUGGAUCCAUGUCUCCUAAGUGAAAGACUUCCUUAAAUAAUACCAAAUGUUUAUAAUUAGUGUCCCUUUCUUCCCAAUACUUUUUGGUUAUAACUCUUUCUUCAGUACUAUAUCUGGACCUGCUCAUCAUCUAAACAGUCUAAGCUUCUUGCUUGUUAUUUCUACUUUUUAUUUCCUCUGAAAUCAUAGAAAAGUGUUUACAUUAAAAAUGCCUGUUUCUCAUAAAUGUUCUUCCCUUCCAAAGCAGUGAUUUUACAAUAAUCCAUGGCAUUUUAAAAAGAAGGCAAAGAUGAUACAAUCAAAAAUAAACAUAGUUUCAAGGCAAAUUUCCCAAUAAGUAGGAAAAUAUGAAAAGGAUCAAAUGGCUGCAGACUCUAACUAAAUAAUGAGAAUAAUUUUUUUUUUUUGGCAUUAACACCAGGUCUUCAUUAUUUAGGACUUACUGAAUUGUUUUCCAUUUGUUUAAUAUUGCCUGUGUGUCUCUAUGUUUGCAAAACUUACUCUGAGACAAAUACAUUUUCCCAGUGAAUUUAUCCUCCUUCCACUGCAAAUAGCAUCAGGAAAAAAAAAAAAGCAUUUAUACUCAUAUACCUCUGUAUCUAUAAGUAAUUAGAUAAUGAGUUAACAAAAUGGAUCCUUUUCCCUGCUUGAAAUGCCAUGUCUCUAAGAUAAACAUAAGUCGAGGGAAAAUCAAGGUGUGGAGCAAGAACAACAGCAGAAUAGCUGUGAGUUCAUAAAGAUAUUUUGGUAACUUCAUCAAAGCUCUGUGAUCCCAAAUAGGGGCCAACCUGGCUGCCAGAGUAGAGGUCAAAGGAAACUGCCUGGUUUUUGUUUUGUUUUAGAAUAUAUGAAACAGUGAUGGCCAAAGCAGUAAGAACCCCUUCAUUCCAUAAUUGUGCUCAUCAGUCUAGGCAGAUUAAUAACUUUCUUCAAAAAUAAAUUGCCCUUGUAGUAAAGCUAGAAGGGAUAGAGAGUCAUCAAGGGUGUGAUGCAUGCACAUCCAGUACAUCCCAAAGGAUGCCUAGGGAUGUAAAAAGAUAUUUUUCUGCUAGUGAUGGUUUCCCCGUCCUCAGUGACAGCAAUAUUGCUGUGUUCACUUAAAACUCCAGAGCUUACUUCCUGUGGUGCCAGUGUAUUUGUUGCAAUUUACUACAUUUUUAUAUGAGCCCAAUUAGAGGUGCCAUUAGAUAAACUCAGGUCUUUCAAAUGAAGGAAUGUCUAGCCCAUUUAGGGGAAAUGUACAGACAGCCAUGAGACUAAUGAUAGGGAAAGUUGGAACUUGUGGCCUUGAUGUUUGUGGUUGCUUUCUGUUAAGGAAAGACCAGAUAUACUAAGAGAGUCAUCAGUGUCAUUUCCAGCAUGCUAAUAGAAUUUCUUUCCAGUUAUUAAUCUAAACCAACCUUGAGAGUAUUGUUUCCUUGGUGAAAACACCACUUGAGCAUACUUUUAAUUGUAAUUUGUUUUUGUCAUUUAUAUAAGACCUGGUUUUGCUCUUAGUUAAAGAUAAUAGUAGCUCUGUAAAGGGAUUUCUCUAUAUUAGUCUUCAUCUGAGAAGUGAAGGAAUUUCCUCAUAUCAUGUUUAUACAAACAGAAUACCCAACUAUGUCUGUUCCAUUUCAAUGGAAUUUCAGAACAAAGCCUAACCAUUGCAAAUCCAGUAAGACUAAGGAAAGGGAUUGUCAUGCAGACUUCAUAUUACAUGUAUGUAUUAGAAUUGCUUCAUAUCCCUGCCUCUCUUGAUUUGAGAUUUUCUCAUGUCCCCUGUCACUUUUCCAGAAAACUUUCUUUGAAGGUAAAAGCUGUGCAAAAGUGGUGAGACUCAGGCCUAUUCUUUGUUUAAAUUAUGGAAAAAUAUAAAUUAUUUUAUAAUAAAGAUAUGAAAAUUAUCAUUGUAAAUAAAGUCUAAAGUUUGAAAUGA